Molecule: messenger RNA, 1146 nt
Organism: Dendrobium catenatum
Lineage: Eukaryota; Viridiplantae; Streptophyta; Magnoliopsida; Asparagales; Orchidaceae
Exons: 1
Coding region: 1-1146 (381 amino acids)
Molecular function (GO): nucleic acid binding; RNA-DNA hybrid ribonuclease activity
Source: RefSeq, a predicted model, not a curated record
AUGGUACGAAACUACUUUGGUGAUGAUAUGGCUGAGCGUAUUCUGGCCAUUCCCAUUUGUGAUUCGGGAGGGGGUGACCAGCCCGAGCUCAUGAACCUGCAUGGGGGUCGGACGGUGACCUCUUUGGCUUACCGUGCUCGAUUGGGUGGUACGGCGUACGCCUUCUUGUGGAUUAGGAAAUUUAAACUUCAUCCAAGGGAGAACAUGUUUUGGUGGAGACUUCUUCGUGAUGCCAUCCCCACCAAUGUUUGGCUUUUGAGAAGGAACCUGGAAGAUUGCAGUCGGUGUCCGUGGGGCUGCAAUGAGGAUGAAAAUCGGGACCACUGCACUGUAUCUUGCAGAUUUUUGAAGUCCAUUCUUAUGCAGUUGGAUCGGUGGGGCUAUACUAUGCCGGCUGCUACCUCUUUUGAUGACAUGCUUCGGAUCCUUGAGGAGCUGGCUGGGUGUAAUCCUGGUUUGGGUAAAAUUUAUUGCUCGGCUGUCUAUCAUGCAUGGCGUGCCCGGAAUGACAAAAAGCAUGGCCGUAGCUGGGGAUCACCGGCGGUUGUGGCUGCUACGAUCCUGGGAGCGAUUCCUAAAACUCACUUGAUGCCUUUUGUGGAGCCAUGGCACACCAAUCAGCCGCUUCGGCUGUCCGAUCCCCUUUUAUGGUGCGUCCCCCCUCCAAAUUGGCUCAAGUUCAACUUUGAUGCUUCCUUGCUCUCGUCGAAUCUUGCUGGAUUGGGCCUUGUGGUCCGUGACCACUGUGGCAACUUGAUUGUGGCUACCGGCCAACAGGUUGAACAUUGGGACGUUGCCACUGCUGAGCUCCUGGCGGCUUGCACUAUUAAGGAUGUCCUCGAGGAUUGGAUGAUGGACCGUGCGGGUAUUAUCAUUGAGGGCGAUUGCUCCAAUAUUAUUGAGUGGUUUCAGCAGCUUCGCCAUCCCCACCACAAUAUGCAUCGCUGCCGUGAUGGGCCGGACCUCUCUUUUUUGUCUCUUUUUCCGCAAGUGCUUUUUAAGAGGGUGCCUAGAUGUUGUAAUAGGGCAGCCGACUUUUGUGCUAGUAGAGCGCUUGAGGGGAAUUUUGUUUGGAAAAAUGUAUGGUGUGAUGAUGUCCCUCCCACUUUUGUCUCUUUACUUAGGGAGGAAAGUGUGAGUGGCUAG